GUUACGUUACUACGCAUCCUCUGACGUAAUCUCGUAGAUGCACAUGUCUCUCGCGAGAUCUCUCUGUUCGACUAAUGCGAGCGGAAGUUGCUCGUAUUUCUCUUUUCCGGCGGCCAUAGUAGACUGAGCGGCUGGUAACCAUGAAGUUCAGUCGGUUUGUCACCUCAGACCGCAGCAAGAACCGCAAGAGGCACUUCAAUGCCCCCUCUCAUGUGCGCAGAAAGAUCAUGUCCUCUCCCCUCUCUAAGGAGCUAAGGCAGAAAUACAGCGUCCGCUCAAUGCCCAUCCGCAAAGAUGAUGAAGUGCAGGUGGUUCGUGGACAUUACAAAGGCCAGCAGAUUGGCAAAGUAGUCCAAGUGUACAGAAAGAAGUACGUCAUCUACAUUGAACGCGUGCAGCGUGAGAAGGCAAAUGGCACUACAGUUCAUGUCGGAAUCCACCCCAGCAAGGUGGUGAUCACAAGACUAAAGCUUGACAAAGAUCGCAAGAAGAUCUUGGAACGCAAGGCCAAGUCUCGCCAAGUUGGCAAAGAGAAGGGCAAAUACAAGGAAGAAACCAUAGAAAAGAUGCAAGAGUAAUAUGUCAAUAAAUAUACAGUUGGUUUCUACAA
Xenopus laevis (African clawed frog) is the source of this 610-nucleotide messenger RNA. RefSeq names its product ribosomal protein L26 S homeolog (gene rpl26l1.S). Gene Ontology annotation, molecular function: RNA binding; structural constituent of ribosome. The transcript has 4 exons. The coding region runs from base 141 to 578 and encodes 145 amino acids. Gene Ontology annotation, biological process: translation. Gene Ontology annotation, cellular component: large ribosomal subunit; ribosome. The record is from RefSeq and is a predicted model, not a curated record. Lineage: Eukaryota; Metazoa; Chordata; Amphibia; Anura; Pipidae.